This is a messenger RNA of Pseudoliparis swirei, 2042 nucleotides long. RefSeq names its product junctional adhesion molecule 3a (gene jam3a). Lineage: Eukaryota; Metazoa; Chordata; Actinopteri; Perciformes; Liparidae. The coding region runs from base 60 to 968 and encodes 302 amino acids. The record is from RefSeq and is a predicted model, not a curated record. Gene Ontology annotation, molecular function: protein heterodimerization activity; protein homodimerization activity. Gene Ontology annotation, biological process: cell adhesion; angiogenesis. The transcript is spliced from 9 exons.
CAUACCUCUCAGAGGUGCUGAGUGUGUGCAACUGUGGCCGAUAAACGAGACGCUGCAAGAUGGCGAUUCCGCGACUCAUGGCUUGUUUUGUUCUGUCCAUCAGUUUCGGUCACGUCCCAUCAUCACACGGGGUAAUCCUCCGAACCACAGACAAGAUUGUGUGGGCGAAUGAGUUUGAGCCCAUCGAACUGACCUGUUUGAUAGAGUCCAUCUCCACAAACAACCCGAGGAUUGAAUGGAAGAAGAUAAAGAACGGCAUCCCCAGUUAUGUGUACUUUCAAAACAGGAUAGCAGGGGACUUGGAGCACAGAGCUCAGCUCAGAGAGCCGGCCAACAUCAUGAUCUUCAACGCCACUCGGUCUGACACGGCGGAGUACCGCUGCGAGGUGGCCGCCAUCGAUGACCAACGGGACUUUGAUGAGAUUCUUAUUAGUCUUGCAGUGAGAGUGAAACCUGUUGUACCACGGUGCAGCGUGCCAGAGUCGGUCACAGUCGGAACGUCAACCGAGCUGCGAUGUCUAGAGAACGAGGGCUUCCCUGCUUCGCAGUACCGCUGGUUCCACAACAGCGAGGAGCUUCCUCAGGACUCCAAAAACAGCCCAAAGUUGGUCAACUCUUCAUACAGCAUCAACCCUGACACGGGUGGCUUGAAAUUUCGAAGAGUGAAGAAGGAGGACGCAGGGGAGUACUACUGCCAGGCAAAGAACGAUGCCGGACAUGCACAGUGUCCUUCACAAAUGAUGGAAGUCUAUGACGUCGACACCCUCGGGAUUUUCCUCAAGUCGUUUGGUGGAGUGGCGCUUUUCUUCUGUUUGGCUGCUUCCAUUUGUCAUUCCUUUAAACGUGGAUGCUUCUACAAAAAAGGCCACAAUGAAAAUAACUACAACUGGCCAGCACAGAACGAGGGUGUUGAAUAUGCCGAUGCAGAUGAGGGACAUUUUCGCCACAAGUCCUCAUUCAUCAUUUGACAGCGGAGACGGAGGACAAGACAAAACCAAGGCUCAAGCAAAAAACUGUUACGGUUAAACUGCUACAAUGAUUCUCCAGAUGGUAACGUUUGAGGUGUAACACGGCACAUAUUAUCUGAUGCACAUCAAAAUCAAAUCAACAAACUUGCCAAAGUGUUUCAUUUUUUUUUUAUAGCGUGAUAGCUUUUGAAAAUGUCUUCUCUGUUAGAAUUGAUUUCCAUUUGAAACAUUUUUUACUCCAUAUUUAGUUUAUUUUAACUAAUUUGCAAUGUUUUUAUGAAACAAUAAAACUAUUUCAAAGCUGUGGAAAUUGAUAUUUUGCCCCCGGUGUCAUUAGAAAAGAUGCUGGAAGCUAUUUUGUUGGACAAAUCUUCUUUUUAUAAUUCUUAAACUUUUUACUGAGUACACUGACAUUGUUUGACAAAACAAAUUAACAUUAUAUUUGUUCAUAAGAUAAACAAAUUCUUAUUUUGGUUCACGUGGGGAUAUGUUGCAUUGUUAUUUUGUAUAUACUGUCGUUAUACAGGCAAUAAGCAGCAGACUGUAAAAGACUGAUGAGCUCAGAUGCAUAAGGCACCAGUUAUCAGCCUUUCUUAUAUUCACAGAUAAUAACGAGUCUAGACGAGUAACUUGUGAGUGUGAACAACAUAUAUCCCACUAUGCUGCAAAGUCAAUAUGUACUAUGAAGGUGGUAAGUAGGAUUAUUUGAGUGCUGUUUCUGUGUAUAAGUGACCUUCUAUUCUUUACUAAUUUUGUUGUGAGUAUUGGACAUGUUGUCCAGUUUUGACUCAGUAUUUGAUGUACAUAAAUACAUACAUCUUUGAUCUUUUCAUUUGCAUAUAUUGCACUACAUACCUUAUUGUAAAUACUGCAAUGAAACUUUUUUGUUAGAAAUAAAUUUACGGUAUUUCCUGGUCAGUGUGUAUCUGCAGUGUUGAGCCUGUCAUUUCAAACAUUAGUGUCAAUGAUUUGUGUAACAACUCAGGAACUGUUGUAAAAUGUCCACUCUUUAUUUGAUAUUAAUGCUAUAUGUUCAUGUUAUUUUGUUACUAUUAAAUACGUUUGAACUGUAAA